Messenger RNA from Tupaia belangeri chinensis (Chinese tree shrew), 1830 nucleotides. RefSeq names its product L-amino-acid oxidase. The record is from RefSeq and is a predicted model, not a curated record. The transcript is spliced from 10 exons. Gene Ontology annotation, molecular function: L-amino-acid oxidase activity. Gene Ontology annotation, biological process: amino acid catabolic process. The coding region runs from base 1 to 1830 and encodes 609 amino acids. Lineage: Eukaryota; Metazoa; Chordata; Mammalia; Scandentia; Tupaiidae.
AUGAGCUGUGGGGCCAUCGCCAAGAUGAGAGGAGUGAUCGUCUUGGGGCUGUUGCUGGCUAUCGCCAGCUGCCUUGGCUACUAUGAGGACCUGGCCCAGUGCUUCCAGGACCCUGAUUAUGAGUCCUUACUCGUAAUGGCCCAGAAGGGUCUACACACCUCUCCUCUGCCCAAGCGGGUGGUGGUCGUGGGAGCUGGCAUUUCAGGCCUGACAGCGGCCAAGACCCUACAGGAUGCUGGCCACCAGGUAACCAUCUUAGAAGCCAGCGACCGCACCGGAGGUCGAAUACUCACAUUCAGGAACAAGGAGGAGGAUUGGUACUGUGAUCUGGGGCCCAUGAGAAUCCCCCAGUCCCACAGGCUGGUCCGCACGUUUGUCAAGAAGCUUGGCCUGAAGCUGAACGAGUUCAUCCAAUCUAACAACAACACCUGGAUCUUCAUCAAUGGACACCGCUAUCGCACCUGGGAGGUCAAGGCCAACCCAGAACUCCUGGGCUAUUCCUUGAACUCCAGGGAGAGGGGCAUGAGUGCUGCGGAUCUCUUCUACCAGUCCAUCAACAAGGUGCCUCCUGCCUCACCCCAUCUGAAAACGUUCAACUGCAGUCACCUGAUGUCCUUUUAUGAUUCCUACUCCACCAAGGCUUACUUGCUGAAAGAAGGACGGCUGAGCUCAGAAGCAGUAAGGCUGAUUGGGGACAUGCUGAACGAGGAUGCAGGGUACUAUAAGUCCUUCCUGGAGUCCCUGCGGUCUGAGAUAAUCUUCUCCAGAAAUGAUGACUUUUCUGAGAUUACCGGUGGCUUUGACCAGCUCCCCAAAGCCCUCAGCAACACCUUGAAGCCUGGUACCAUCCUUCUGGAGGCCAAGGUGGAGAUGGUGGAGAGAAAUGGGCCUGAGGUCCGGGUUUCAUACCGUACAGGCAAGCCCAGCUCCCCUCUGCGCACGCUCACGGCCGACUUCGUGGUCAUCUCCACCUCCGCCAAGGCCACGCGCCGCAUCUCCUUCCAGCCACCCCUGUCCCCUGAAAAGAACCAUGCCCUCCGCUCCGUGCACUACACCAGUGCUACCAAGGUGGUUUUGGCUUGUGACGAGCUCUUCUGGGAACAGGAUGGCAUCCGGGGUGGCUUCUCCACCACUGACCGGCCCUCGCGCUUCAUCUACUACCCCAGCCACAGCUUCCCCAGCGGCAAGGGGGUCCUGCUGGCUUCCUACACCGUGGACGAUGACUCCCAGUUCUUCACAGCUAUGACCGACCAGCAGGCAGUGGACACUGUCCUGGAUGACCUGGCGGCUCUGCACCAGAUCUCUAAGAAGAAGCUGCAGCGCAUAUGCUCCUCCUCUGUGGUCAAGCGCUGGUCCCUGGACCCCUUCACAUUAGGCGCCUUUGCGGAGUUCACACCCUACCAAUUCACCGACUAUUCACAGGAGCUCUCCGAGUCAGAGGGCCGCAUCUACUUCGCUGGCGAGCACACCAGCACGCCCCAUGGCUGGAUCGACACUGCCAUGAAGUCUGGGCUGCGGGCAGCCAAGAAGAUCCAAUCUGUCGUGGCCAAGGAGGCCACGAUGGGACAAAGGCCUCUGUGGGAGCCUCUCACCAACAUUUCUCCCCAGAGCGUAGUCCCUGAGGGCGUCUGGCAGGAGCAGACUGGGAGAACCAAGCUCAAAUCCCAGGUGGCCAAGCAGCCCUCGCAGGUGGCGCGGGGGCGGAAGGGGCGGUAUGAAGCGGGCAAGACGCACCAGAGCCGGGGUUGCAGGAAGAUGCAGCUGGAGGCAGCAGCAGCCCCCGGCCCUGGAAUGCGAGUUCCGAUUGUGAAUGAGCAGAAGAAGAUGUAG